This is a messenger RNA of Onthophagus taurus, 3591 nucleotides long. The record is from RefSeq and is a predicted model, not a curated record. NCBI's taxonomy places the organism in Eukaryota, Metazoa, Arthropoda, Insecta, Coleoptera, Scarabaeidae.
AUGGAGGAAGUACUAAAACAAAUUACACAAGUGCUACAAAACUUACACCAAAACCAAGGAAAUACAAAUACAAUGGAUCUAAGAGGAAUUCAACUACAGAAGUUCGAUGAGGGAAACGAAACCUUUGAAUCGUACGUACAAAGAUUAGAAAAUUACUUAGAAUUACGAAACUUGACAGAAGAUACAUCGGAAAAUGAUAAACGGAAGGUUCAAAUUUUGAUCAGCUGUUUGGGGCCGAAACACUACCAAAUAUUAUCAAACCUUACAGCACCAGACUUACCGAAGACAAAGAAAUACGAGGAUCUUGUAAACCUGUUACGAAGCCACAUUUCUCCAAAACCAAGCGAGAUAGCGGAACAGCACAAAUUCACGAUGCGAGUACAACACGAGGGUGAGUCAAUUGCUCAUUUCCAUUCUGAAUUAAAGAAACUUACCACAAAUUGUAAUUUUGUUUGCGAAAACUGUAAACAACCUACGGUGAAUACGCAUUUACGUUCACAAUUUAUACGAGGGGUAAGAGAUUCGGAAAUCCGUGAAAGACUACUUCAACAAAAUAAGUUAACAUUCGAAGAAGCGUUGAAAGUUGCCAUAUCCAUCGAAGCUUCAAAACAAGAAAGCCGAGAAAUUCAAAGACCAAUAAUGGCAGUAAAUUACGUCAACAAAGAAAAGAAAAAGUUUACAAAUAAAUCAGGAAAUCAAAAGAAUACAGGAAAUUUAAAAGAAAAGAAAUGUUUUAGAUGUGGAAAAGAAAAUCAUAUCGCUAAGGAUUGCAAAGCCGAAAACCUAAAAUGCAAGCAUUGUGGAAGAAAGGGACAUGUAGCCAUCGUAUGCUUCCAACAAGCGAAGAAGAUAAAACAAUUGAAAGAGGAGGAUGAAGAAGAAGAGGAGGAAGAAAAUGAAGAGAAAAAUGAACUGGAAGAAUAUACAAUAAAUAGCAUUAAGAAACUGGAUACCACUCAUUGCAAUAAAUACAUGAAGUAUAAUAAAUUAUUCGAACCGACUUUGGGGAAGAUACCCAAUACAAAAUGCAAUCUGAACUUGAAAAAGGAGACAAAACCAACAUUCAUACGCCCAAGACCAGUGCCAUACGCCUUAAAAGAGAGAAUAGAAGCCGAAAUUGAUCGUCUCGAGAAACUGGAAAUCAUUGAAAAAACAACUUACUCAGAAUGGGGAAGUCCCAUAGUACCCGUGGUAAAACCUAGCGGUGAAAUUAGAUUAUGUGCCGAUUACAAAGCUACGAUUAAUAAAAAUUUAGAAGAUGACAAUUAUCCAAUACCAAGAAUCGAUGACUUAUUCUCGAAAUUAGGUGGUGGAAAAUAUUUUUGUACAUUGGACAUAAAUCAAGCAUAUUUACAUAUGGAGGUUACAGAAGAAAGUUCAAAAAUUCAAACGAUCACAACACAUAAAGGAAAUUAUCUAGUAAAAAGAUUAAUGUUUGGAACUAAAAUUGCACCAAAUGUUUGGCAACGUUUUAUGGACCAGGUGUUAAUUGAGUUGGAAGGAGUAUCUUGCUUCUUCGACGACAUUGUGGUCCAGGGAGCGACUUAUUCAGAAUUAUUACAGCGACUAGAAAAUGUUUUCUCAAGAUUGGAAAAGAAUGAUUUACAUCUCAAAAGAAACAAAUGCCAGUUUUUACUAAAAUCAAUUACGUAUUUAGGACACAAAAUAGACGAGAACGGACUACACCCAUUGGAAGACAAGAUAAAGGCAAUAGUAAAUUGUCCAAGACCAAAUAAUGUAGACGAGUGUGAGGAAAGUUUCAGAACGCUAAAGGAAGAAAUAACUAGUCCAAAAGUACUUAUACCAUAUAAACCGAAACUUAAAUUGGUAUUAGCUACGGAUGCAUCUCCUACGGGAUUGGGAGCAGUAAUUUCACAUAUCUUACCAACAGGCGAAGAGAAACCAGUAGCUUUUGCGUCACGAUCGCUUUCAAAAGCUGAAAGAAACUACAGCCAGAUUGACAAAGAAGCGACAGCUAUCGUCUGGGGAUUAAAAAAAUUUUUUCAUUAUUGCUAUGGUAGGAAAAUAACACUUGUGACGGACCAUAAACCGCUAACAAGGAUCCUCCAUCCCGAAAAAAUACUACCAGCUACAUCGGCAAUUAGAUUACUAGAUUAUGCAAGUUACAUGGCAGGAUUUAAAUAUGACAUCAUCUAUCGAAACACCAAAGACCACGGAAAUGCAGAUUUUUUAUCACGAUUUUCUACAACGGAUGAAACCGAGAUAACGAAACUGUCAGAAGAAAGCGUAUUUUAUAUAAACCAACUUCAAAUGUUACCCGUAACCAGAGAGGAAAUUAGACGAGAAACUAGAAAAGAUCCAGAAAUUACUAAAUUGAUUAUAUCACUUGAAAAUGGAGACGAAGACCAAAAUUUGACGAAAUUUACAUUGGAAGAUGGAUGCCUGUUUAACGGAAUGAGAGUGGUCAUACCAAAAACAUUACAAAAAAGAAUACUGGAAGAAUUGCACACAGCACAUACUGGAAUUGUCAAAAUGAAGGCACUUGCUCGAAGUUAUGUAUGGUGGAAAAAAAUAGAUGAAGAUAUUGAAACUUUAACAAAGGAAUGCCGGCAAUGCUGUCUUACUAAGAACAACCCAAAAGCAAUCACCAAAUACCAUACCUGGGAAUACCCAAAAUCACCGUGGCAGAGAGUACAUAUUGAUUACGCUGGACCAUUCCAGGAACAUUACUUCCUGAUAAUAGUCGAUGCUUAUACAAAAUAUCUUGAAGUUUUCCCUACAAAAUCAAUGACAACGGAGAUAACAAUAAAAAAACUAAGAGAAACAUUCAGUAGAUUUGGACUACCAAUCACUUUGGUAAGUGAUAAUGCUACCAAUUUUAAAAGCCAAGAUUUCAAGGAAUUUACACAAACAAAUGGAAUUAUACAUCGAUUCUCCGCGCCGUACCACCCUUCAACAAACGGCCAAGCGGAGAGAUACGUCCAAACGGUCAAGAAAAAACUAAAAGCAAUGGCAUCGGAGCCAGGAAAUAUCCAUCUCAAAUUAUGCAAACUCUUAAUGCAGUUUAGGAAAACACCAAGUGCAGCCACGAACCAGAGUCCGGCGGAGUUGCUGUUAAAAGGGAAUUUCAGAACACGUAUCGAUCUGGUGAGAAGAGAAAUAGGAACAGAAAACAAAAAACAAGAAAACUUAAAAAUAAGAGACUUUCAACAGGGAGACCAAGUCCUUGCGAGAUUUUAUAACAACCCAGAAACAAAGUGGAAGACGGGAAGAAUCAUAAAUAAAGAGGGAAAUUUGCAUUACGAAGUAGAAGUAGAGGGAGCUAUACACAGAAGACAUGUUGAUCAAUUGAUGAGUACUAAAUUCAGAGGACCAAAUGAAAAGAUUCCUGAAAUAAUAGAAAUACCUGAAGGGGACAAAGAAGCAGAGGAUAGCGAUAAAACCACUACACCUGAAACCAUAAGAACAGAAGAAAGAGAAAAGGAACCAGAAGAGAUCAAAGAAGAGUCAGGGCACCAAAAAACUAUACCAAAGAAAGAAACCAAAAAAACAGGUGAGGAAUCAACCGCAACAGAAGGUUUACGACGUUCGACACGAAUAAGAAAACCACCACAGAAAUUGGAUUUAUAA